This is a messenger RNA of Rotaria socialis, 558 nucleotides long. The record is from the annotation of a GenBank genome assembly. NCBI's taxonomy places the organism in Eukaryota, Metazoa, Rotifera, Eurotatoria, Philodinida, Philodinidae.
AUGAGUGGUCUGUCUUUGGAAUAUUCAACUACCGGGAUCAAUAAUAGAUCCGUGUCGAUAGCAUUUCAAUCGAAUGAUACAAUCCAUCUUAAUUGUACCACAAUAGAAUGUUUUGAUCGUGCUCCUCGAGUUAUUGAAUCACCUUGGUUCAUUGGUAUUAUUAUUUCAGUAAUUGUACUUAUUAUAGUCUUUGCUAUUGUUUGUGGUAUUAUGAGACGUAAAGGUGGUAAAUACUCAGCUGGUGUAGAUGGCAAAUCGACCCUAUAUAAUUCUAUUCAAAGAAUUCAAGAUAAAGAAAUGUUACACGGACCCAGUGGAUAUGGAGAUAGUGAUGGAAAAUUUUCAGAAUAUUAUCGAGCCCCUAGUGAUGCAUCAAUGAAACAUAGUCGCACAUCAUUGCAGAACGGCGAUGAUCGUGAUUCGAUGGCAGAAUUUAAUGAUGAAAAAGAUCGUAGCCGUUUUACAGAGGAUGGAUCGUUUAUUGGACAAUAUGGACGUGAUGAUAAACGACAUACUUAUUUAGUUAAGUACGAUGAAAGUGAUGGUUUUCCUAAUUAA